GUACAGGGGAGGCUUUUAAUUCCAUUGUGGAGAGGACGGCGUUAUUUUUAUUAACUGGAGGCGACGGCGGCUGCGGCGGCGGCGGGACCCCCAGGCCACCUCCGGGGUAUGAAAAUCGGCAGCGGGUUCCUGAGUGGCGGCGGUGGUACGGGCAGUAGCGGUGGUAGCGGCUCCGGCGGCAGCAGCGGCGGCGGCGGCGGCGGCGGCGGCGGCGGCAGCAGCAGCAGCAACAGCAGGAGAGCAGAGAUGGAGCCCACCUUUCCCCAGGGUAUGGUUAUGUUCAACCACCGGCUUCCCCCGGUCACCAGCUUCACACGGCCGGCGGGGUCGGCCGCCCCUCCCCCGCAGUGCGUGUUAUCCUCCUCUACCUCCGCAGCCCCGGCCGCUGAGCCCCCCCCUCCGCCAGCCCCGGACAUGACUUUCAAGAAGGAGCCGGCGGCGUCAGCCGCGGCCUUCCCUUCGCAGAGGACCUCCUGGGGAUUCUUGCAGUCUUUGGUUAGCAUCAAGCAGGAGAAACCCGCGGAUCCUGAGGAACAGCAGUCCCACCACCACCAUCACCACCACCACUAUGGGGGGCUGUUCGCUGGAGCUGAAGAGAGAUCUCCAGGCCUAGGAGGAGGGGAAGGGGGGAGCCACGGCGUCAUCCAGGACCUCAGUAUUCUCCACCAGCAUGUCCAGCAGCAACCAGCCCAGCACCACCGUGAUGUAUUACUGAGCAGCAGUAGCAGGACUGAUGACCAUGGCAACGAGGAGCCAAAGCAGGACACUAAUGUCAAAAAGGCAAAGAGGCCAAAGCCAGAAUCUCAGGGAAUCAAAGCCAAGAGGAAGCCAAGUGCAUCUUCCAAACCUUCUUUGGUUGGUGAUGGAGAAGGUGCCAUCCUCUCCCCAAGUCAGAAACCUCAUAUCUGUGAUCACUGUAGUGCUGCUUUCCGAAGCUCCUAUCACCUGCGGAGACAUGUCCUCAUUCAUACAGGAGAAAGACCUUUUCAGUGCAGCCAGUGUAGUAUGGGUUUCAUUCAGAAAUAUCUACUGCAGAGACAUGAGAAAAUUCAUAGUAGAGAGAAGCCCUUUGGAUGUGAUCAAUGCAGCAUGAAGUUUAUUCAGAAGUACCAUAUGGAGAGACACAAGAGGACACAUAGUGGAGAAAAGCCAUAUAAGUGUGACACUUGCCAACAGUAUUUUUCAAGGACUGAUAGAUUGUUGAAGCACAGGCGCACAUGUGGUGAAGCCAUAGCGAAAGGAGCCGCUAGUGCAGAACCUGGGUCAUCGAACCAUAACAAUAUGGGUAAUCUGGCUGUGUUGUCUCAGGGAAAUACAAGUUCUUCAAGGAGAAAAUCAAAAUCAAAAAGCAUAGCUAUUGAAAAUAAGGAACAUAAAACUGGUAAAACAAAUGAAUCACAAAUUUCAAAUAAUAUAAACAUGCAGAGUUAUUCAGUAGAAAUGCCUACUGUGUCUUCCAGUGGAGGCAUAAUUGGCACUGGUAUAGAUGAACUACAGAAAAGGGUGCCAAAAUUGAUCUUUAAGAAAGGAAGCAGAAAGAAUACAGAUAAAAGCUACCUUAAUUUUGUGUCACCGUUACCAGACAUAGUUGGACAGAAAUCCUUGUCUGGGAAACCAAGUGGCUCACUUGGUAUAGUAUCAAAUAAUAGUGUGGAGACCAUUAGUCUUCUCCAAAGUACAAGUGGUAAACAAGGUCAAAUAAGUAGUAAUUAUGAUGAUGCCAUGCAGUUUUCAAAGAAAAGAAGAUAUUUACCAACUGCCAGCAGCAACAGUGCCUUUUCUAUAAAUGUAGGACACAUGGUCUCCCAACAGUCCGUCAUUCAGUCUGCAGGUGUCAGUGUUUUGGACAGUGAGGCGCCAUUGUCACUUAUUGACUCUUCAGCACUAAAUGCUGAAAUUAAGUCUUGUCAUGACAAGUCUGGAAUUCCUGAUGAGGUUUUACAAAGUCUUUUGGAUCAAUACUCCAACAAAUCAGAAAGCCAGAAAGAGGAUCCUUUCAAUAUAACAGAACCACGAGUGGAUUUACACACCUCAGGAGAACACUCAGAAUUGGUUCAAGAAGAAAAUUUGAGCCCAGGCACCCAACCACCUUCAAUUGAUAAAACACAAGUGUUGCAAGAAUACUCCAAAUACCUCCAACAGGCUUUUGAAAAAUCUACUAACGCAGGUUUUACUCUUGGACAUGGUUUCCAAUUUGUCGGUUUGUCUUCACCUCUCCACAACCACACUUUAUUUCCAGAAAAACAAAUAUACACUACAUCUCCUUUGGAGUGUGGUUUCGGCCAAUCUGUUACCUCAGUGUUGCCAUCUUCAUUGCCAAAGCCUCCUUUUGGGAUGUUGUUUGGAUCUCAACCAGGUCUUUAUUUAUCUGCUUUGGAUGCUACACAUCAGCAGCUGACACCUUCCCAGGAGCUGGAUGAUCUGAUAGAUUCUCAGAAGAAUUUAGAGACUUCAUCAGCCUUCCAGUCUUCAUCUCAGAAAUUGACUAGCCAGAAGGAACAACAGAAAAACUUAGAGUCCUCAACAAGUUUUCAGAUUCCAUCUCAGGAGUUAGCUAGCCAGAUAGAUCCUCAGAAAGACAUAGAGCCUAGAACAACAUACCAGAUUGAGAACUUUGCACAAGCAUUUGGUUCUCAGUUUAAGUCGGGCAGCAGGGUGCCAAUGACCUUUAUCACUAACUCUAAUGGAGAAGUGGACCAUAGAGUAAGGACUUCAGUGUCAGAUUUCUCAGGGUAUACAAAUAUGAUGUCUGAUGUAAGUGAGCCAUGUAGUACAAGAGUAAAGACACCCACCAGCCAAAGUUACAGGUAAGGUCCCAGAAGUGACCAGGCUGGGGGUCUUCUAAUGUAAUUUUGUUUUAUUUUGAGAACACUGCCAUUGGAAUGUUUCUACACGAUCCUAUUAAGAAUAAUGUAAUGCCCUUUCAAUGCAACUUUUCAUAUUUAGUUUAUUUUGUUAGUGUGRUUUUAGCUCUGUUUGUAUUAUGAUUUUUAAUCAAAAUCAAUAGAUUAAAAAUAGUUUGACAUUCAAAGUGACAAUGUUUAGCAAUCAAAUUUACAUGUAUAGAUUGUCAGGGAAUAGCCCAAAACUUUUAAAUGCAAAAAAAAAAAAAAAAUCCCCAAAAAAGAAAAAC
This is a messenger RNA of Urocitellus parryii (Arctic ground squirrel), 3133 nucleotides long. It is a transcript of the gene Znf281, whose product is annotated as zinc finger protein 281. The record is from RefSeq and is a predicted model, not a curated record. Lineage: Eukaryota; Metazoa; Chordata; Mammalia; Rodentia; Sciuridae.